ACGCACAAUGAAAAAUGGCUUGGUCGUUGAAGUGUAUUAUCGGAAGGGGGUUUUUCCCAAAGAUCAAAAACACAACAUGGCCAACAUGAGGGGAUUCCCCCUUCCCAACAUGCACUACUUAGUACAUGCGCACUGAUUGAUUUCUGUUCUUGGUCCCGUCUUGGGUUGUCCUUUCUCCAUUCUUUUUAACUUGAAUCCAUUUUUGAUUUAAAUUCUCCAAGAUUUUUAUACUUUGUUUACCGUCCAUUCGUAAGAUUUGCAAUGAUAGACGCCUUUGAAGUGAAUUUUUUAAAGCAUUCCUAACGCCAACCAAUCUUUAGGCUAAUGUCUAGUUUUUAAUAUAUUCGUACGCUGGUUCGUAUUGAUUCUUCCUCUGCAAGAUUAAUAUUUCCAUAGAUAUGAAUAAUAACCAUGAACUAGAUGAUGAGCAGCAGGGAUCUAAAUGGAGCAUCCAAGAAGUGGGUGAUUCAGGAGAGUAUAACUGUGAAACAGAGAGUGAUGAUGAGAAAAAAGAGAAGCAGUACAACCACUACUUCGUCCUUUUUACGAACACUAAAGAGCUGACAAAGCUCAUGCAGAAGUACAGGGGCUACAUAAUAAAAGCCCACACUGAAGAGGAGUUUGCAAGGGUGCUCCAUAAGCUGAURCAACAAGAGGAAAGACUUAACCAUGGCAUACAAGUUAAUUUCACCUACGCUUCUGAUCAUGAUAACGAUCUUUACAGGAUAUUAACCAAGUGCAAAAAUUGUGCACAUUGCAAGUUUGUCAUAAGUACUGUUGAUGACACUAAUUGCUUUUGCGAAAUAGAUUCCGAAGAUUUUUUGCCCAUUGAAAAACUUCUAGCUUUAGAAUGCAAAAACUGUGGUAGCUCACAAGACAUGAGACUCAACUCUCAAGAUUUCUUCCAGUCCUGCUUUGAAUUUCAUUUGAUUUGCAACAACAUUUCAUUAAGGACACCAACCAUUGCCCAAAUAGACAUAACAACUUUGGGCAGAAAUGGGAGAAAAAAUUGGAAUGAAGAAAGGUCCUUCGCAGUCUGUUUUCAUAACAUGGAUACAUCUUCAACAGAGAACAAGAUGCCAAAGAAAGAUAGGGAAAACCUUGAGAAAAACSAAGAAAAUGUUUUGGCUAAAAUGGGGGGCGAACAACAGGUGAUAGAAUUACUUAUCCAACGGGAAGUACUUAGCAGUGAUUUUCAAGUGGAAAACCUUACCAGGAAUGAUUUAAUUGGAAAAUUGCUUCGUCAUCUCUUUAUGUCUGGUGAUGUUUUACCACAGUUUAUCACUUGCCUUCGUGACACACAACUGCCUCAAAAUUUAGAACUGGCAGAUAUUUUGUGCAAUGACAAUUAAUCAUACACCAAAAAUAAUCCUCCUUUCGACAGGAUGGCACAGGGGUUAUGUGUUACGCAUUAUACGCAAAAUAUCAAAAUGUUGAGCUUGAAUUCCAGAUUAACUGUGUUUAUCAUUCCUCUCUUAAAAAGUUAAUGAUAUGUCAAUGAUUGUUUCGAUUUCAUGAAAAGUUAAAAUUUUCAGUUAAGGUGGCUGGACCCCCUCACGCUUG
Molecule: messenger RNA, 1563 nt
Organism: Actinia tenebrosa (Australian red waratah sea anemone)
Lineage: Eukaryota; Metazoa; Cnidaria; Anthozoa; Actiniaria; Actiniidae
Source: RefSeq, a predicted model, not a curated record